Messenger RNA from Acanthopagrus latus (yellowfin seabream), 8192 nucleotides. It is a transcript of the gene lurap1, whose product is annotated as leucine rich adaptor protein 1. The transcript has 2 exons. Gene Ontology annotation, biological process: positive regulation of cytokine production; positive regulation of canonical NF-kappaB signal transduction. NCBI's taxonomy places the organism in Eukaryota, Metazoa, Chordata, Actinopteri, Spariformes, Sparidae. The record is from RefSeq and is a predicted model, not a curated record. Bases 766 to 1851 code for a protein of 361 amino acids.
AUGACAGAGAAGAGUGACAUAAAAGAAAUAAAUGAAAUAAUUUUAAAUUAAAAAGCAGUUUGGGGAUGCUGGCACUAUACUGUAUAAGCUGCUGUAUUUGUGCGUUGACUGAAGUGCUCACUGCGCAGCUCGAACAGGAGAGCCGUUUUAUUUUGGCAAUUCACAUCCCUCAAAUGCUGCAUGUUCCUGCGCGUGUUUUAUUUUGAAAGUCGCGCCGGAAGCGGGGUGAUGUCACUGUUUGUGGCUGACGGUGUGGGGUCUCCUCUCACUCUGCGGCUGCUGGUCGCUGUCAUCAUGCAGGUGGAAUCUGCGCAAUGUAGCUCAGUUUAAGGGUCUCCAGGCGGACACAGCAGCCUCCUCCAGCCUCCACCGGCCUGCGGCGAUCACACACCGGACUCUGGAGGAACCCGCAACACGCCGCAGGGGAAUAAAAAAAGAGAAGAAAAGAAGAUUUUCCCUUUUUAAAGCUUUCAGUUUGUUUAGAAAUACGGGCUCAGUCACUUUGUCAACAGAUGAUAAACAGCUAAAGGGCUGUUUUCUCUGAGCAGCAUGCUGCUGUGAUAAUAACACGCUGCUGUGCUGGUGCUGUCAGACUGUUUUCCUCUCCUGGCGCAGUCUAACUCAGCUGGAGGCGCAUAGGAUGCCAUACAAUCCUAUAGGAAGUGACUCUCACAGCUUGACGGGCAACAAUUUCCUCGAACAGCGAAGGACGUUAUAGAUUUUAUUUUAUUUUUUAUUUUUUCCGGUUUCCACACUAAAGACGCGAUGGACGAAGGCACCGCCAGCGAGACCAUCCCAGAUCUGAAAGACAUAGAGGUGAAAAUUGGCCGGAAGACCCCCGAGGGUUUGCUCAGGUGGAUGCGGGAAGAAGCUUCCUCUCUCCGGGGAGACGGCAAGCUGAGCGCCGCGUACGACGCCGGCAAGGAGACGGGGAAGAAGAGUUUGGAUGAAAAGAUCAAGAAACUGAAGGUGGAGAUGGCUCACUUACGCUCGGUGGAUGUGAAGAUCUUGCAGCAGUUGCUGGCCGUCCAUGAAGGCAUCGAGGCGGUAAAAUGGCUGAUGGAGGAGCGCAGCACACUGACGAGCCGCUGCAGCAGCCUCACCAGCAGCCAGUACAGCCUGGGCGAGGGCCCCGACACCUCUUGGAGAGGCUCCUGGAGCAGCCUGCAGGACCCGAACGACAAGCUGGACAACAUCUCCAUCGGCAGCUACCUGGACACGCUGGCGGAUGACAUGGAUGAGUACUGUCCCUCCAGCUCGGAGUCAGUCAUCUGUUCCACCACGCCACUGGUCUCAGAGGCUGCUGCCGGGGGCAGGACAGGGGGAGGCCCCGGGGCCACGGUCACAGCAGCUGGGACAGGGGUGAGGUCUGUUAGUGGGGUUCGGGCCAGUGAAAAUGGAACAGGGAUUAAAAAUGGGAUUGAGGUGAAAGGUGGACCAGGGACUGUAGUUACCAGCGCAAUCACUGGAAAUGGCAUUACUGCGACUGGGACUGGGAAACCAGCUAUUCCUGUCAGCUCUCCCCAGACCAAGUCUGAGAGCCCGAAACAAGACGCUCUGGUCUGGUCCAAGGCCCCGGAGGCGGGUAAAGGAAGCCCAGUUUCUAAGGGCAACACCCAGGCACAAUCUGUCAAGGCUAACGGCGCCCUGGAGAAACCGACCAUGCAAACAGGAAGCCCGACCCGCAACGGCCUCAAGGAGAAACUGGGAACCAACCAGAGCCCCAAGCUCAAACCUUACAAAAACGGAAAGAUCGACUUGGAUACUUGCAAAAUGAACGGCAAAAUGCACCUGGAGUACGACGCGCACUGGCGGUGGGUGCAGUCGCAAGAAGAUGUGACGUUUUUGUAAGGAGGAUAAUCAGAGAGGGGGAUGAAGCCUCUCGUGAACACUCCUCCUGUUACAGAGAUCAGACCACUGAAGGACAGAAGAGAAGCGAACUGCUGUUUGUAAAUGCACAUAGUGAGGCUGUCCUUGUUGAACGACACUGGGUUUGAAAGACAAAGUUUGUCCUGUUGUUCCCUCCUGUGACUGCACUAACUUUCUAUUAAACAUUGAUGUCAGUAAUAAGGUGGAUGCACAUUACAGGAUUUUGACCAUAUUGAGCCGAACGGGGCUGCAACAAACAAACUUGGAAAAUCAAUUUUAAAAUCCUGUCAUAGUUUUUCUCAGGGUCUUUCUUGGCAUUCCCUGAUUCUUUCCUCUUCUCUUUUCUUUUCUUUUCUUUUCUGUCCUUUUCUUUCCAGAAGCACAGUGAGAUGAUCUGCCAGAGAGCUGAAACAUGAUUUCAGAUUGACUGACACUGAACAUCAGCCGAUGUAAAUUAGAAGUUUAGAAAUAUGAUUUGAUCUUUUAAUGCAGAAAAGUAAUAAUAAACGCCAAUUCCUCUACUUACACUUAUCUAUGAUUAAAACCUAGAGGCCCAGCAACAUUUUUGGACCCCCAUUAAAGAAUAUUACUAUUAUUUCCUCUGUUCAUUCUGUGGUAGGUACCUUAAACUCCACCACUAGCAGCACUGAUAGUGCUGUUCUAUAGCAAAGUUAAUAGAACAACGUCUCCCCCUAUAAAUCCACAAAUGAACCCUUUCAUGCAUGGAUUAUUAAAUCAUAAAAUCAUAUUUUCAGUGUCUGCUUUUACUCUUCAAUAAGUGAAAAAUCAUGUUUUUCUAUGUUCUGUAUUUUAUUUAUGAAGGAGUUGCAUCAGUGCCCAUCGCAGUGGACACCACGCAUUAAGAAGAAGUCUCAAGAAGUCUUUCUGAAGAAAUUGUUAAAUUGUUAAAAAAUUGUUUGAUUAUCAAAAACCAGACAGUAAAAAAAACUAUAUUUUCAAAUAAAUUAUAGAUGUAAGAAAUACUUCUAUCCAGAUUUCGGUCCACUACAGUGGGCAUUAUGUGCCAAAGGAUAAAGACUGGGCCUACAUUUAAUUAAAAUCUGAGUCUGUAUACACCAACAGACUCUCUAGGCCACAACCACCAGGUUCAGGUGUAAGAUUCCUACUGUUGGAUCACCAUCAUGAACUUACCUUUUGUUCCCUGAGGUCUGUUUCACUCCCUGACAAAGGCUUGAUGCCGAAAUGCCUUGCAGUGUGUUUUUAAGGUCUAAAUAAAAACAUUUCAAUAAAGUAUAAGGGUGCAUCUAAAUAGGCAGUGUGUAUCCUUUGGCGCAUAACAGUGGACAGAUGUAUUUUCAAUCAAAAAAAAAGAAACAUCUUUCCAAAAUCUGGAUAAAAGUAUUUUCUACACCCUAUGUACAUUUUUUCAUUUCAUUUACAGAAAAGAAGAAUAAAAGGGUGUAACAGUUACUCCAGAGGUACUUGCUGCAUCUCCUCAUCCUCCUCCCAUUUUGAAUGUGUGUCAUAUCUCAAAGUGACAAAGUGGUGCAGAGAACAUAAUCAAAUGUGAUUGUGGACAAGGCUUUAGGCUGGUGAGAGCAUGGUACUCCAGCUUAAAUGCUUCAAAAUUGCUCCCAAAUAUCUGUCCACUGUCGUGAACACCAUGCAUGAAAGGGUUAAAUCGAUUGUAUAAACAGAAGUGGUUAUAAGGUUACAGACAGUAUUACUUUACUAGUAUUGAAGUAUUGAAAAAAAAAAAAAGUGAAAUAUUAAGUAUUUAGCAGCAUUUGAUGGAACCUGUGAGCGUGUUACUCCCCAAACUCGUACUUAACCUGAACAAAAACUAGAGGAUGUGAAAGUAGAAGAUGGAGCACCACAGCUAGUAAACGUCUCCCCUCAUUGAGAAAUAAUGUGCCACUGUUAGUAUUUGUGUCUUUGUGGAGCUAAUAACCAACCAUCUGCAAUACUGUAUAUUCACUGAAUCGCAAUACAGCUGCUCUGUGCAUCAGGUACUAGAUGUGACUGGUUUGUAGGCAAAUAUUGAAUAUGGCUGAAUUCUCUCUUUCUGUUUGAAGCGUUCUGGUAUCCUGUGUUAGUUUUUAUAAGCAGAUGUUGUGCCUGAUCGGUGUAAACCUGAACUACAUAUGCCUGUUUCCCUCCUGAGAUGACUGCACUGUUGUUAUGAUAAUCUGAGGUUUUUUUUUUUUUUUUGACUGAUGUUAUUCUUGUUAUUUUUGCCUCCUCCGGGCCUCUGCUUGCGUGUACAAAUGGCCCGACCGACAGUCCGCGUGCUCUCGCCAUGUGAGUGUCGACUGGUAAACGUGUUACGCUGGCUGGGUGGAUGUUGCAUGCCCUGUGCCGAGAGCUUUAUUGGUUGAAUCGUGAGAAACGCGUGGAAGACUUAACACAAUCAGAGAAGAAAAAGCAAUAUUUCCCGAAGCCUGUCUAGUGGCUUUCAUAAGCAGCCUCUUCUCCGCAAAUCCUGUGUGAUGCGUGUUUGUGUGUGUGAGAGACUGACUGGCCGAGCCCAGCUGGCCCGCCAAGGUUUGGAUAAGAGUACACGAGACACGAAAGAUUUUCUGGAGUUUUCAGCUCAUUCGUCAGUGUGACAGCAAUCUUCGAGCAGUUCGUCAUGUUAAUGCUGCCGGGAUAGUGAGAGAGAAACAUGUUGCACAAUGAGCUCAUCUCUGUAUAUGUUACCUCGUCAAAAAAAAAAAAGCUCCUCUUAAAAGUUGGGACUUACACUCUCUCCUUCAUUUCAUGACCUUCUGAAAAGGCUGAUGUUUGAGUCAAGCUGUGUUAUAUUUGUGCUCUGUACCCCUUAAAUUGUUGCACCUCCUAAUGCUGGCGAUGAUACAAUAUAAAAGUUUUGAUACUGCUAGCAACGCCAUGUUUUUAUCACGUAUAGACACAUUUCAGUCCGCACCAAAAAAAAAAAGCAUAACCAAGGCUUCAGUGCCCAGCUCUGUCCCUUUGCAUCCUGAAAGUCCUGGCCUAGCUUUUCAUACAUUUCAUGCACUGUAUCAAGGACCUUUUUUUUUAUUUACCUGCCAAACUGACGGCUCGCGAUCUAACGAGGGAAAUCUGCAUACAGUGACAGAGGUAAAGCCCUGUUAAUUCCUCAGUGAGUAUGAAGCCAAAAAAGCUUGACUUCCCAAAUAUUGAAUUACCCAGAUCCUCCGCUUCAGUGGCCCAACAGGUUUUACAACAAGUCUAAUUUGCGAUUUAGCCCAUGGCUAACUUGAGUAGAGACAGAAUUAUUCAAUGGUUUGACACUUCUAGAUUUUCUAGAAGCUAAGAAAAUACUGAAGUCAAAGCUGCAUGACGGAGGAAAAGCGUCAAAAGUCGAUGACGCACUAUAUUGUUGAUAAAGUCAGAGCUAUUAGUACUGCUUCCAUUGACACGCGAUGCAUCUGCUUAUUAAAACAUGUUGACUGGGAGUCAGCUGUCUGUCAUCUUCAGUCAACUCACUUCUUACUAGGUCUCCCUGACAAGCAAUGCAAACUUUUUUUGGCAGCUACAGUGAGAUGUUAAACUCGGCAUCUCCAUUUGUUCGAGCCACUAAAGUGUUUCCUCUCGCCUCCUCCUGCCUUUCUUUUCAUCCCUCUUUCCACCACCACACUGGUUCGGUGGAAAUGUUCAGUCCGUGCCAACGCACACAUCAUGCGCACACAAUGCCCUCUUGCCGGAGACAGCACCAUAAAGCCAGCACCACAGAAACAGCGACUGUUGGCCAGUCCUGGAGACAGGAGAGGAAAACUCUGCUCAAACUGGACCUUGAACUCUUGUACGAGUUGGAACAUUUUUAAAAAUCUGUCCCGGUGAUCUCCCUCCCCUCCAAAUCUCUUUAAAUAACAUCUAUCCGUCGUUGGAUAAGUAUUUCACCCAUAGUAUAUCACCACCGUAUAUAGACAUGAAGUCAUGAAACCUCCGUCCCUUUUUAACAUAUGUGUUGGCUGUAAAGCAACCUCGCAUGCCAAAGAGACUGUCUGCUCUGCUAGUUUGUGGUUUUCUUUCCAAAUUAGACGAGCCAUAUGGGGGGAAAAAACUAGAUUUCAGAGCAGGGAACAAACCUGUAAAACGCAUUACAUCCAGCUAUAGUGUGUCUCUGAAGCCAUACUGCGGUCCAAGAUGCUGUAAUGUGUUUUCACUGGGAACGUCCAGUUUAAAAUAGGUAUGUGUACAUUGUUUUAAACCUGCCCACUGGCAGAGUUUUAAUGGGAAUGUAGGUGCCAGGAGAAAUGGCUGGUGGCCUGAUUGUUUUUAAAAGAGGGAUAUGAACUCCUCUGUGCAUGGAUAAGAAUGGAAGUGUCAGUAACUGGCACACUUGUGGAAAAAACCCUUCAGUCGAAGAUGAAAAGCUUCUCCUCACUUUCCAGAUUUUUUCAGAAGGUAUGGAGGGAAACACAGCAGGCUUGCUCCCUUAAAAUCCUUUUUGUUUCUCUCCUUUUAUAAAGUCCAGGAUUUAUCAGAUGCCCAGUGCGUGAUGUGUUUGCCUUGGCUCCAGGUGCCAGGCACCCUCCAGCUAUUCUGGGCACAAGUCAAACAGUAUGAUUACAUAGACGAGUGGAUAUCCACAUGGUUCCCAUGACGAUGAGAGCAAGUAGGCUUCAGCUCUUGUGGCUACAUGAAACAAUGUUUAGUGCAGCGGCGGUACAGCAGCAGUGUUUGUUUGAGUGAUGGCAGGAUGGGACGAAAGAGACGACGCGAGUACUGGUGAGGCAUUUCAACAGCACCGGAACAAUAACCAUUAGAAUGACCUUCAACAACAUUAGAAAUAGUUUGUAAUGGAUCCUGGACAGAAAAAAGGGCUUCAGAUUACUUAAGACAUUUAUAACUGUUGCAAUUUUGAUUAGUAAAAUCUUUUUAUUAAUGGCAUAUUAUCAUUUACAUCAGCAGAGGUGAUAAAGUUCUAGAAAGUUAGAAACUCAUGAUCAUUAAUGGAUGGAUCAGAAGCAUCUAAUCGCAUUAUUACCAAAUAUAAAUACAAAGAAAAAAACACCAGCCUGUGGGUUCUUUUACAGCCAAAACAAACUGUUGUACUUAAAGCUUACAACUCAGCUAAAAGCAGUGGUAAAUGAUUCAUUAAUCAUUAUUAGUUUACAGUUUAUAAACUCUUUAUAAAGGGUGCUUUAUUAGAAGGGGGCAAACAUUGUCACGAUGCACAAUCUGAUCCCGCUGUGAUGAUGUUGAACCCCUUGAACAGAAUUAUUGUAGCCCCAGGAGCUUCAUUGCAAAUGUGACCAAUCACGUUUUUUGUAACAUCACAGUUUUGCCACUCGGGAGUGACCAGAAAAUUACACAGAUGGGAGAAGCUAUUCCUAAUAACGUGUGUGACAUAUUGUGAAUUUUAAGCCAAACCACAAUGAUUUGCUAAACCUAACCAAGAAAUUUUGUUGCCUGAACUGAACCAAAAAUCGACAGAAAACUGAACAGAAGCAGAAAAUGGUACUUGAAAUUAGUGUAAAAGUUAAAAAAAAAAAAAAGUGUACAAACACCAAUGAGCCGAACAGUCGGUGGACUCCAUCCCUUCCUCAUAAAUAGAAAUAAUAGUCCUUAAGUUACAUUGAUCGUUAUGUUCUAGGAACACCAGCACGGCGAUUUCAGACAGUUUCGAGCAGAGACAUUUAAUUUCUACAAUUGGAUAACAACUGAAAUUCUGUCAAGAGCCCUUCCUCUUCAAAGUUUUGGCCAUUUUUUUCAGAAGAAGACCGGUUGUGUGUCCCUGGAGGCUGCAUGGUAGGAUAAACAGUGAGCACACUGCAUGCAGCUAAAAGGAAGCUUCCACUCCCGGUGCCCUGCUGUUCUCUUCCUUCCUCUUGUACAUACACAAACACACACGAGCACAAAUCAUCCCAGGACUGACGUGGGUCUCUAGGUACCUGACAGCUCCUCUAAGAGGCCAUUAAGCAUUUCCUCUCCUUGAAUCUUAGUUAUACUUUAUCCCUGUGUGUGUGUUUUGUUCACAUCCCAAACUGCUCAAAGAGAUGGAAGUGAAUUGGAAUAAACCCCACUGAGCGCACACUGGGCUCUGACACGGGUCCAAAACACAACUUGGGCGACACAAAGCUGAGAGGAUGGAAAGAUAAUGGCCACAGAGACCGACUGCAGUUCACUGGAUCAAUCCAGUCAAUAUCCCGCCUGAGCGAGUGGAACUGUUUUAUUUCCAUGGAUGCAUUUAUUUUUAUUGUUUUGUUAUGCAAUGUGUCCGGAGGGAGAAAAAAAAAAAAAAGAUAUUUUUUUUCUUUGUGAAGUGGAAAAGUUUGACAAAUAAGUGAUUAUGUUCAUUAAUGUGGAGAAUUAUAUUAUGCAGUAUGUAAAUUAUACAAGCUUAUCCAAUGAUUAAAGAUAUUUUAAAUCUU